This is a messenger RNA of Saprolegnia diclina VS20, 1181 nucleotides long. RefSeq lists its product as hypothetical. Gene Ontology annotation, molecular function: protein binding. NCBI's taxonomy places the organism in Eukaryota, Oomycota, Saprolegniomycetes, Saprolegniales, Saprolegniaceae. Bases 540 to 1148 code for a protein of 202 amino acids. The record is from RefSeq and is a predicted model, not a curated record. The transcript has 3 exons.
GAGUCAUCCGGAUACGAUCAUGGGACAAAAAUUGGCAGCAAAACUGCAGCUGCCUGCUUGGUCCUCGACGACGCAUGAUUUACUUGUCAAGCUCUAACGCCACGAAGACGACAUGCCCCUAGAUUGCACGGUUAACUCGGAGAAAGGCUAACAUGGCUAGCAGUACAAGACUACAGUCCAAGCUGCUAUUGGUAUAUUGGCCGAUACAGGUUGAGAAUGCAUGAUUCCUGCGUCGACUGCUGCUGGUACAUCAACGUGAUGUUGUUGUCGAGUUGGCUUUGCGUCGCUGGAUCUGGUGCGGCACAUCCGACCAACCGGUGAAGGAUCCCAGCCCUCGACUCCACCGACUUGGAUAGUCGCCUGAUGUAUCCAUAUUCCUAUGGUCGAUCCAGGAUCGUUCGGAUCGUUUUUUGGUAUCACCAGCUCCACGCUCGCGCAAGACUGUCAGCAGCAGAGGCUCGCAAGGAGCUAAGGACAAAAUCCAAUUUGUUUGCCUUCCGCCGUAUCCGGAUACCGGAUAGUUCCAUUUUUGAUUUGACAUGGCCAGCAUCAGCGACCGCUUCGUCAAGUGCCCCGCUUGCCACGUCAACAUCCCGAAGCAGGACCUUGCGAUGGGCGAGGCGCCGGCCUGCACCGUGUGCCACGCGCCGUUGCCAACGACGCUCUUUGCGGCGGCGGCGAGCGCGGCGCCCGCCAAGCCGACCAUCCAGCACCGGUGGGUCGCGCUGACCUCGCGCCGAGGCAAGACGUACUACCACAACAACGAGACCGGCGAAGACCGCUGGGACAAGCCCUCGGACUUUGAAACGACGGUCUCGGUGCACGAGGCGCCGCCAGCCUUUGUCCCGUUCAAGAACGACGAUCCGGUCCGCAACGCCAUCUUGUUGCAGCAGUCCAAGCAAGAAGCCAAGAAACAUGGUAUUCCCGAGAGCGUUGUGAAUGCGCUUGCCAAGCAACGCGACACCGACGCGCCAUCGCUCGAUGCGACGAUCGCUGCGAUGCAGAUGCAGGCUUCGGCGGCCAAGGCUGCGCCUGUCCGCGCUGCCCCAACGUCGACGCCGACACCGCCAGCGCACGAGACACCGAUGCCUGCACCUGCGAGCGUCGACGACUCGUCCUCGUCGUCCUCGUUGUGCUGCCUCAUGUAACACGAACGAGCUACGGCGUCGUUGAAACGUGCA